CCAGUCCAUUAUUAUUAGUCGUGAGUAUCGGCUCGGACAUGUGCGGGGUCUGUAUCCGUCUGCCCACAUGGUACGCCGGCACUCCGGCAUUCGGGAUCCGCCGCCGUCGGAAUCUAUAAUUUUUUUGAUCGGCCCGCCGCCCGCCGCCCGGCUGUUCGCGGCAUUUGCACCACGUUUCACCACGCUCUCUCGCAACGUCAAACGACAACUGGCCAGAGCAGAGCACGUCUUGAGCGAGUCUCUGACGGUCGCGCAAAAGCGGUGAAUGCUGCGGCAUUCGUAGCAGCGGCCCUUGGUCGACGUGGCUCUUGGCUGUGGCACCUCCGGUAACUGGACUGACGAUAGGACGGCCCGUCGCCAGUUGCGUCGAGAGCGAAACUCACCGCCGACGCCCUCUCCACGCCCCCCGGAUACACCAUUCGCCGGGUAUCUGGAUUCACCACUGAUCGCAAUGGGUAGCUUCACGGAUCCGAUAGCGCCCGGCAUGGCCGCUCCCACGCCGCAGCCCCAGCGCCGGAUCCUCUUCCUCGAUGCCUACGACUCCUUCACCAACAACAUCGUCUCGCUGCUCAAGGACGCCCUCGGCGCGCAUGUCAAGGUACACGUCCUUCAUAUGGACCUCCGCACCCUCGACUCGGACCCGUCGCCGCCCUGGACCCGCGACGAGUUCCUCGCGCGCCUCGCCUGCUUCGACGCCGUCGUCUGCGGCCCUGGCCCAGGCUCGCCCCUGCACGAUGCCGACGUCGGCGCCUUCAAGCUGCUGUGGGACUUGCCGCGCACUCUUGCCGUUCCCGUGCUGGGAAUAUGCCUCGGCUUCCAGAGCCUCGUCGAGCACUUUGGCGGACGCAUUCGCCGGCUGAGGCGCGGCUUGCACGGCAUGGUGCGCGAGAUCGACCACGUGAGGGAUCCGCCUGCAGACAUCUUUGACGGCGUGCCGCGCUUCAAGGCGACGCUGUAUCAUAGCCUGUGUGCCGACGUGGGCCAGGACGACGUCCCGGACGAGGCGUGGCGCGAGGCGAGAUGGAUGCCGCCCGCCGACACGCCGGAUCUGCUGCCCCUCGCAUGGACGCUGGAGCCGAGCGACGACGAGGGGACACCCGACGAACGCAUACUCAUGGCGGUGCGGCAUGCGAGCCGUCCACUCUGGGGGGUCCAGUAUCACCCCGAGUCGGUAUGCACUGACGCCGCUGCCCACGGCGUCAUCAAGAACUGGUUCCACCAGGCCCUCAAGUGGAACGAGGCGACACGGCGUGAAGUCGACCUCUCCGUUGACUUUUCCGAUAGCCUCGACCCUUCCAAACAUACGCUUCCCGGGCGCAACGCCACGGGUGAUGUUGCGCAUUGCCGGUGGUGGAAGGACAUGCAGACGGGCCUAGCGACGCAGGGCGUCAAGCCGGGCUACUCAUGCAGGAGCGUCAGGCUCCCCGACGGCGUGGACACGGCUGAGGUGGCUGAGGUACUGGGUCUCGGCGGUACGGACACGAUCAUCCUGGACUCGUCGAGCACCAUCAGCGGAGACCCUCUGGCCCGGAACUCGAUCCUGGCCUUGGACGUUGAGCAGGCACUGCGUCUUGAGUACCGGGUCGGCGAGGAACACGUGCUGCUGCGGCGGCCUGCGACUGCACUUCGUGGCGAGGAGAUGCAGAAGAUCCGGCUGAGCGACGGGCAGCUCGACCCAUGGACGCCCUGGCAAGUCAUGUCGGAGUAUUGGCGGCUACGGAGGACGCCGGACGACGAGGCAUCCUCGUCGACUUUCAAAGGAGGCUUCAUGGGCUUCGUCACGUAUGAGAUGGGCCUGAGCACCUUAAGCCCCGGACUGGUAUUGGCAGAGCGCGGCCAUGACCGGCCCGACAUCUGCAUGGCGUGGGUGUCCAAGAGCAUUGUGCUCGACCACCAGGCCGGGCUGGCUCACGUUCAGUGCCUCACCACACCUGACGUGGACGGCGAAUGGAUCGACGACGUUGUCCAUGCCCUCCAGAACUCCGACGCGUGGCUGCACCCGGGAUACACGGCCAUCCCGCCGAAGCCGCGGCAGCCCAACGAGGAGCUCCUCCAGCAGGUCCGUGAGGGCAAGGGCCGGCUGCGCUUCAGCAUCCCCGAGCCGGACCGAUACGACAGCGAUGUGAGCAAGUGUCAGGACGCCAUCCGCGACGGCGAGUCGUACGAGCUGUGCCUCACCGCGCAGACGACCAUGACACGGCAUUCUGGCAUCGACACGCCGCACCACCUGCGUCACGGCGCGGACCCCAAAGCCGCGGCGCAGCAGCAGCAGCAUGGCACGCCCUGGCAGCUUUUCCGCACCCUGCGCGCACGCCAGCCCGCGCCCUUUGGCUCCUUCAUCCGCCUCGGCUCCGCGACGCUCAUCUCCUCCUCGCCGGAGCGCUUCCUGUCGUACGACCCGCGCGGGUUGUGCUCGAUGCGGCCCAUGAAGGGCACCGUGCGCAAGUCAGCCGAGGUGUCGACGCUCGCCGCCGCCGAGAAGAUCCUCCAUGUGCCCAAGGAAGAGGCCGAGAACCUCAUGAUCGUGGACCUGGUGCGCCACGACCUCUACGGUGUGUGCGGCGCCGGCAGUGUCUCCGUCCCAGACCUGCUGCGCGUCGAGGAGUACGCAACCGUCUUCCAGAUGAUUACCGUCGUUAAUGGGCAGCUUCCUGCCCCGACGAGCCUGCGCUAUGCAGGCACCACAGCCAACAACAACAACAUCACCACAGGGCUGGAUGUGCUAGCCGCGGCGCUCCCGCCGGGGAGCAUGACGGGCGCGCCCAAGAAGCGCAGCUGCGAGAUCCUACGCGGCAUCGAGCCCGGCGAGCGGAGCGUCUACGCCGGCGUCGUGGGGUACCUGGGCGCCAACGGACAGGGAGACUGGAGCGUCACGAUCCGCACCAUGUUCCGGUGGGACGACGAGCGCGACGAGCAGGCCGGCACCGAGGUGUGGCGGAUCGGCGCGGGCGGCGCGGUCACCACGCUGAGCACGCCCGAGGGCGAGACGGACGAGAUGUUCACAAAGCUGUGCGGGCCGCUGGGCGUCUUCAAGGACGUGGCAUAAUGGGGACAGAGGGUGACGUGACUGACGACAUGGAAGGGGCAUGAACGGGCCGAAAGAGACCGCUUGUACCUCAACGUAUAUUUGUGCAUGUUCGGGAGUUUGGUUUGGGCCUCGGCGCGAUCAUUUUUGAGCAUUACAGACGGGACGGACCCUUCAACGGUUCAUGAUAGACGAACAUCGCACAAGCGACAGACGCAGGAUAUGACAUCGGAUAGCAGCGCAUUCUUUGGAAUAGAGGUAGCGUGCAAAAGAGUUUAAAACAAAACAUCUUCGAGUGAGAAGCCG
Purpureocillium takamizusanense is the source of this 3331-nucleotide messenger RNA. RefSeq lists its product as uncharacterized. Gene Ontology annotation, biological process: L-tryptophan biosynthetic process. The record is from RefSeq and is a predicted model, not a curated record. Bases 452 to 3046 code for a protein of 864 amino acids. NCBI's taxonomy places the organism in Eukaryota, Fungi, Ascomycota, Sordariomycetes, Hypocreales, Ophiocordycipitaceae. The transcript has a single exon.